ACUUCGAAGACAAACUUGUGUUUACAAGUUACGAGAGACUAUCUUCCUUUAUGUCGUUAUUUGCGAUAAAUAGACGAUGAAGUGUGUUAUACCAGGAAUCAAUAUAAAAGUGUUUGGAAGAGCAAUUCAUUCCUUAGCAAAAAUUGGAGAAGAAUUAUAUGUAGAACCAAGUCCAAAGGGUGUUGCCUUUCGCACUGUCAAUUCAUCCCGCUCAGCCUUUGCAUCGUACACAUUCAGCUCAGGUUUCUUCUCACAAUAUGAUGAUGGAUCUCUUAACCAAGAAAAAGAUGCUGGAGAGGAAACUGUCAAAUGCAAAGUUGCCAUGAAGGCAUGCUUAAAUGUCUUCAAGUCACUGGCUACAUUAGAGCGCACUGUUGAACGGUGUAAAAUUACCUUGGAUGGUGAGGAGGACAAGCUAGGAAUCCAACUCAACUGCCGACAUGGAAUCAACAAGAUCUAUAAUCUCUCUUUCAUUGAGUGUGAGACCCUCCAGGCUGUAUUUGACAGAGAGUCUUGCCCAAACUUCAUCCAGAGCCAGUCACGAGUAUUAAGUGAUGCUGUUCUGAAUUUCCAGCUCAAUCAGGAUGAAGUUACGCUCUGUGUUUCACCUGAGAAGAUCAUUAUUAGGAACUAUGUCGAAGAUGAACCAGGUAUACAGUGUUGUGAAGUGUUAGCUUACCUUGUUUAGGAAGGGGUUGGGGGCAAUGUCUUAUGUUAUGUGUAAAUUUGAUAGUUAUACAGGGCAUUUAGCAUAUACUCUACAUACCUACAUUAUUGAGAUGUCAAU
Messenger RNA from Penaeus monodon (black tiger shrimp), 787 nucleotides. It is a transcript of the gene Rad9, whose product is annotated as cell cycle checkpoint control protein RAD9A-like. Bases 77 to 688 code for a protein of 203 amino acids. Gene Ontology annotation, biological process: DNA replication checkpoint signaling; DNA repair; cellular response to ionizing radiation. Gene Ontology annotation, cellular component: checkpoint clamp complex. The record is from RefSeq and is a predicted model, not a curated record. The transcript has 5 exons. NCBI's taxonomy places the organism in Eukaryota, Metazoa, Arthropoda, Malacostraca, Decapoda, Penaeidae.